AUGAGCGACCUGGAGCUGCUGCUGCCGGGACAGGCUGAUGGACUGGUGCGGGGUCUGCGCAGCUUCCCUCUGCGUGAGAUAGGCUCUCCAGGGUGGAACCAGCAGCAUGAGAACCUGGAGAAGCUGAACAUACAAGCGAUUCUAGAUGCCACAGCCAGCCAGGGUGAGCCCAUCCAGGAGCUCCUGGUCACCCACGGGAAGAUCCCAGUGCUUGUGGAGGAUCUGAUCACAGUGGAGAUGUGGAAACAGAAGGUGUUCCCUGUCCUGUGCAAGCUGGAAGACUUCAUGCCCCAGAACACCUUUCCCAUCUAUAUGGUGAUCCACCAUGAAGCCUCCAUCAUCAACCUUUUAGAGACAGUCUUUUUCCACAAGGAGGUAUGUGAGUCAGCAGAGGACACCAUCUUGGACCUGGUGGACUACUGUCACCGCAAACUCACUCUGCUGGUGGCCAGGAGUCAUUGUGACAGCCUCCCUAAGGAGGAAGGGUCCCAAGACAUCACCCCCAUGCAGGAGCUGCAGCAGCAGGCAGAACUGAUGGAAUUUGAGAUUGCACUGAAGGCCCUCUCGGUGCUCCGCUACAUUACAGACUGUGUGGACAGCCUUUCUUUGAGCACUUUGAAUCGCAUGCUCAGCACCCACAACCUGCCCUGCCUCCUGGUGGAACUGUUGGAACACAGUCCCUGGAGCCGAAAAGAAGGAGGCAAGCUGCAGAGAUUUGAGGGUGGCCACUGGCAGACUGUGGCCCCCAGAGACCACCAAAAGCUAAGUAAGUUGGAUGGGCAAGUGUGGAUCGCCCUGUACAACCUGUUGCUAAGCCCAGAGGCACGGGCUCGCUACUGCCUCACAAACUUUGCCAAGGGUCAACUGCUCAAGCUUCGAGCCUUCCUCACAGACACCCUGCUCGAUCAGUUGCCCAACCUGGCAGACCUGCAGAAUUUCCUGGCCCAGCUGACCUUAGUUGAAACUCAAACCCCCAAAAAGGACCUGGUGUUGGAACAGAUCCCAGACAUCUGGCAGAGGCUGGAGCAAGAGAACAAAGGCAAGUGGCAGGCUAUUGCCAAGCAUCAGCUGCGGCACGUGUUCAGCCCCUCAGAGCAGGAACUGCGGCAGCAGGCACGGAGGUGGGCUGAGACUUAUCGGCUGGAUGUGCUCGAGGCAGUGGCCCCUGAGCGGCACUGCUGUGCUUAUUGCAGUACAGAGGCCUCCAAACGCUGUUCCAGAUGCCAGAAGGAAUGGUAUUGCUGCAGGGAGUGCCAGGUCAAACACUGGGAGAAACACGGAAAAGUCUGUGUCGAGGCAGCCCAGAGUGACAGAGCUAAGUAA
This is a messenger RNA of Elephantulus edwardii (Cape elephant shrew), 1323 nucleotides long. RefSeq names its product zinc finger, MYND-type containing 10 (gene ZMYND10). Bases 1 to 1323 code for a protein of 440 amino acids. NCBI's taxonomy places the organism in Eukaryota, Metazoa, Chordata, Mammalia, Macroscelidea, Macroscelididae. Gene Ontology annotation, biological process: motile cilium assembly; inner dynein arm assembly; outer dynein arm assembly. The transcript is spliced from 12 exons. Gene Ontology annotation, cellular component: centriolar satellite; cytoplasm. The record is from RefSeq and is a predicted model, not a curated record.